UCUGUGGGUCAAACACCUGCCAAGCAGCAUGGAGAUAACAGCUCUCUGCACUAUUAUUGCCACUCUGAGAAUAUUUCCCAACAGAUCUCAGUUCUUCAGGUACGAGUCUGUUACACUGAGCUGUGGAGAGCAUGAAAACUCUCCUGAUUGGACAAUAAAGAGAAACACAUCUAUAAAAACAAAUCAUGAGUGUUCCAAACACUGGGGUUCAAAAAAUGAGUCACACUGCUUCCUUCAAGAUGCUUACCCCUCAGACAGUGGGUUGUACUGGUGUGAAUCUGGAGCUGGAGCCUGCAGUGAAGCUGUCAACAUCACUGUGACUGGAGGCAAAGUGAUUCUGGAGAGUCCGGUCCAUCAUCUGCAGGAGGGCGAUGCCGUCACUCUGCAUUGCACAUAUAGGGAGACUUCUUUAUCCAACCUCACAGCUGAAUUUUAUAAAGAUAACCUCCUCAUUGGGCACAGCUCUACAGGAGUCAUGACUAUCCCAAAGAUUUCAAAGUCUGAUGAAGGUUCCUACAAGUGUAAUGUCUCUGUUACUGGAGAAUCACCAUACAGCUGGCUGUCUGUCAGAGGUGGGCAGCCUGAACCUUUUCACUCCCCUCUUCUGCAUGACUCACUUCCUGUGUUGAGGGUUUCUGUCUCUCUGGCCGUGGUGAUGGUGCUGCUGCUGUGAAUCUACAGCAGCCACAAAGAUCAGUUUGUUUCUCAAACAUUUGAAGAAUUUAUUUUGAAAUGAAAUUAAAGAAAUUGUAAUGGCUAACAUGUUCAUUUGUUCCUCUGAGCUCUUAGAGUAUUUUGUCAAAAUACUUCAUUGACCAUUCUGCUGCCAAAAAAUACUCACUGUUCACUAAUGCUAAAAUGACUCACGCAAAAAUUAUGAGUGCACUUUAUAAUACAGCUUCAGAUCUUUUUUAGUUAGAUUUAAAGUUGCCUUUGUGCUUUGUUAUAUGAUAGUUCUUAACCUUUAUGUCAUGUGUAACUGUUGUUGUAGCCUGAUUUCUUGUGAUCAGAAAACUGUUGGUUGCCUACCAAAGUGGAAAUGUUGAGUCAGUCGAUUUUGAGUGUCAUCAUGCAUCUUAAAAAACACACGGUCUUCAAACGUAACAAAGCUGAAACAAAUACAUGUAUUAUUUGUGGUAGAAUCACAGGGGAGUCCAAGGUUUCUUUUUUAAUGGUGGUGUCUCUGUUGGGGACCAAGAACCAGACAGGGAGCCUUCAUGUUUAAUCAAAAUCUAAUUAUUAGAAAUUGUUUUAGUCUCUUUAUCCUUCUCCAUUUUUUUUUCUUUUAUGUUAACCGGUUUCUGUUAUCAUAUUGUUUGUUUAUUUUGAUGUUUCUUCUUGUGUUUCCAGUGUUUACCUCUGUCUGUUCUGAUAUUUAUGAUAGCUGUCACCACUCAAACAAAAGUUUUGUAUUUAAGCAGCUUAAAUUAACAUGAAUGGUUUCCUUCCAUUUACCAAAAAUGUUUCUGAUAACACCAGAUUUACACAAAGGUUAAUAUGCUCUAUCUUUAUCUGAUGUCAUGAAGCCUGAUGCAAAGAAGCAAUUACAAACUGAAUCAAAUCAAUAAACGUUAUUCAUAUUCAUCACAACAUAUAAAUGUGUAAAACUGAUGAUAGAUCUCAGCCCUCAGUAGUUUAUACAUUUAUGUUUUUAUGGACAGUUGCAAUCAGGGGAAAGUUGUGGGUGGAGCUCAGUGACAGAUGUUUCUCCAGGACAUUGUCUUUCAUCGAAUGCUUCGAUUCCCACUUUUGUACGGAGGCUUUCCAAAGUCUUAGUCUGUGUGUAAUCUUCGUUAUAUUCAUUGUUUCGGCCCCAGUGUGCACUUGCGAGCCAUUUUUCAGCCUAUCACUGUAGCAGCAGAAUGCCGACCACAGCCUAUGUGGACUAUUGAUCCUUUUGUUAUGGGUUUCUUGUGGCUGGGCUGUGCUUCCGUCACUACAAAGGCUUCUGUAUAGCUGUUGUUACCGCAGUAGUUAUUCAUAACACAUUUAAUGCCGUUCUCCACUCUCUUCCAGCUUCUCCUGUUGAAUGAAGCAUUUUGUGAAAUAACACGAUCAGGGUAAAAGUAGAUCUUCUUUGAAUUUCAGUAAAUCCAUAAGUACUUGGAAAUAACUGUCCUUUGGUAAACCCAUUGCUAUUGGCAUAAUCAAUGUUACUAGCCUGAUUCUUCAAGCUGAAACUUGUUUCUUCUCUCAUCUCUUCAUUGUUUUCAAGCUGUGUAAAUGGAAAGAGUACAAUAUUGAUGUUGUUGUACUGUUGUGAUGAAAUAUACUAACUGUUUCCAGAAAAUUGUGUUGUUUAAAACCUAAUUACAGGUCCGCUUAGGUUGUUACCUGCACUUGUAAUAUCUGAUAAUGUGGUCUGUUUUUUUUUUUUAUUAUUAUUAUAAUUUAUGACAAUUAUUGUACCUCUGGUUCAAUCAUCCAUUUGUAACUGGGUUUCCCACAUUUGUCCCCUCUGAACUUUGCAGCAGAAAAAACUGGAAUCUUGUUGCGGGUGUUGUAGAGCGUCACAAAUGUAGUGGUGCCAUUUAAAAACUCGCAAAUCACUUUGUAUCUGGCCUGUUCCAGGAUGAUGCUUCCCUCUAAAAUCUUUGUGAUGUUUGGUGAAUUUUUGUUAAGAAAGAAACUGUCACAUUCUGACAUUGAUUUCACUACCUUAGUUUCGGUGGGAACGAUGGACAGAAGGAGGAGAGCAACGUGGAGCAGGAGAUGGUGUGUCACCAGUGAUGUCCUUGUUGGCCCUGUGCCAGCAGAUCAGGGGAGAAAAAACAAUUAUACGACAUGUCUUUCUUAUCUGCUGUUAUAUAAACUCUUGCAAUAGUAUGUUAUUCAUAUAUAUAUAUUUAACAUGGACAGAAUUACAAAUAAUGAGGUUGGUGUCUAUAAUAUCACAUGAUCUACAAGCUUCGACUUCAGACUGCUCAAAAAGCAUUCUGAAUGUUUUCUACUCCUGGGUUUGUCUGCUGUCUGUAUAAAACACUGACUUUGCAGUUUUGAUGUCACAAGUUUACAAUACCUUGAGUUUAGCAGUUUUAACAUUCCUGUCUAUGUUUGUUUGAAAAUAUAAUGAAUGACGGGUAGCUCUACAGAUGCAGUCAUUCAAAAUUGUCACUUUCAGCCAGAGGUCAGUUGGCUGUUAACUGACAGCCAGCUGCCAGCUGCCAAUAAGGCUUUGAAGUCCGCCACUUGAUUGCAAAAUCCCAAGAAACGGUAUAGAAAAUGUAUAAAACAGGUAUCAGCUGUUAAUAAUCUCCUGAUUGCAUAGUGAGAAAAAAAAUUGUAUUCUGUGGGGGCAGGGGGCACUAAUUGUAUAGUUGUUGUGCAAUUGGAGCACAUUUAAAUUUUGAUUUUGCAUUUUAUCUAAGAACAUUAGCAGUGCAAUGAAACAAUCAUGCUUUCAUUUCCAUAAACGCAAGGCAGUAAUAAUCACUGUGCACUACCGGUUUUUUAUUUGCUGCAAACACAUAUCUAUAUUAAUAUUUGAUAGAAAGGUUGAAUCUGCCCUAGUUAUAAAAUCCCUGAACAAAUUUAAAACAUAUAAAUAUGGUGUGAUAUAAUAUGAUAUAAAACUGGUGUAGCGAGCCUUUAAAUGAAUGUGCCUCCACACUGCUCCCCCUAGUGGAUACACAAGAUAUUACCACUUGUUUUGUGUGUGAAGGUUCUCAAUCAUCCAGGUCAUCGUAGUCUAAGGAGCUUGGAAAG
This is a messenger RNA of Haplochromis burtoni (Burton's mouthbrooder), 3705 nucleotides long. Its product is annotated as low affinity immunoglobulin gamma Fc region receptor II-like. Lineage: Eukaryota; Metazoa; Chordata; Actinopteri; Cichliformes; Cichlidae. Gene Ontology annotation, molecular function: transmembrane signaling receptor activity. Gene Ontology annotation, biological process: cell surface receptor signaling pathway. The record is from RefSeq and is a predicted model, not a curated record. The coding region runs from base 29 to 673 and encodes 214 amino acids. The transcript has 4 exons.